Messenger RNA from Penicillium mononematosum, 1533 nucleotides. RefSeq names its product glycoside hydrolase family 47 protein. Gene Ontology annotation, cellular component: endoplasmic reticulum; Golgi membrane. Bases 1 to 1533 code for a protein of 510 amino acids. Gene Ontology annotation, biological process: N-glycan processing; carbohydrate metabolic process. The transcript has 4 exons. The record is from RefSeq and is a predicted model, not a curated record. Gene Ontology annotation, molecular function: calcium ion binding; mannosyl-oligosaccharide 1,2-alpha-mannosidase activity. NCBI's taxonomy places the organism in Eukaryota, Fungi, Ascomycota, Eurotiomycetes, Eurotiales, Aspergillaceae.
AUGCGCAUCUCCUCUCUGUCACUUCCUUUGGUGCUGGGUCUCGCUGGGUAUGCUACUGCCUAUCCCUACUCUGGAUCAGAGGUGAUCCUGCGCCGCCAAUCAGAUAAGCAGGCCAAGGCCGAUGCUGUGAAGGAGGCCUUCCAACAUGCAUGGAAUGGAUAUGUGAAAUAUGCUUUCCCUCACGACGAGUUGCACCCCGUGAGCAAUGGCUAUGGUGACUCCAGGAAUGGAUGGGGAGCCUCCGCUGUCGAUGCACUUUCAACCGCCAUUAUUAUGGGUAACCGGGAUGCCGUUCAAAAGAUCUUGGACCAUAUCGAAACUAUUGACUUUUCGAAGACCAACAGUGAGGUCAGUCUGUUUGAAACCACUAUCCGAUACCUUGGUGGCAUGUUGUCCGGCUAUGAUUUGCUUAAGGGCCCUGCAGCAAAGCUUGCCCCCAAAUCGACUCAAGUCGAUGCUCUACUUGCCCAGUCCAAGAAACUUGGCGAUGUCUUGAAGUUUGCCUUUGAUACACCAUCCGGUGUUCCCUACAAUAAUCUUGACAUUUCUUCCAAGGGGAACGACGGCUCCAUAACCAAUGGUCUUGCAGUAACUGGAACUCUGGUGUUAGAGUGGACCCGACUGUCUGAUUUGACUGGCGAUGAUGAGUAUGCCAACUUAAGCCAGAAGGCCCAGUCAUACCUUUUGAACCCUCAGCCAUCAAGCGGCGAGCCAUUCCCCGGCCUGGUGGGAAGCAACAUCAACAUCUCCAACGGCCAUUUCACCGACGGAGCUGUCUCUUGGAACGGCGGCGAUGAUUCAUUCUACGAGUACCUGAUCAAGAUGUACGUGUACGACCCAAAGCGGUUUGAGUCAUACAAGGACCGCUGGGUCCUCGCAGCGGAGUCGACAAUCAAACACCUCCAAUCGCAUCCCGCCCCUCGUCCGGAAAUCACCUGGCUGGCCUCAUACUACAACGGCCAACAGGAUCUGAGCUCACAGCAUCUGACCUGCUUCGAUGGCGGUAGUUUCAUCCUGGGCGGCACCGUGCUGGAUCGGCAAGACUUUAUUGAUUUCGGCUUGAAGCUCGUGGAUGGCUGCGAGGCUACUUAUAACCAGACUCUGACCGGCAUUGGACCAGACUCGUGGGGCUGGGAUCCGAAGAGAGUGCCAUCCGACCAGAAGGAUUUCUACGAGAAGGCUGGGUUCUACAUGGACAACGGUUCAUAUAAUUUGCGCCCCGAAGUGAUCGAGAGUUUCUAUUACGCAUACCGUGUCACAGGGAACGAAAUAUACCGCGACUGGGUGUGGAAUAGUUUCAAGGCGAUCAAUGCUACCUGCCGCACUGACUCGGGCUUUGCUGCUGUAAGCAACGUGAAUACUGCUGGAGGCGGCGCAAAGUACGAUAAUGAGGAGAGCUUCCUCUUUGCUGAAGUCAUGAAAUAUGCAUACCUUGUACAUGCAGAGGACGCCCCAUGGCAAGUCCAGAAGGGCCAGAAGAAUGCUUUUGUAUUCAAUACCGAGGCUCAUCCCGUGCGUGUGGCACACACCUAG